Molecule: messenger RNA, 342 nt
Organism: Plasmopara halstedii
Lineage: Eukaryota; Oomycota; Peronosporomycetes; Peronosporales; Peronosporaceae
Exons: 1
Coding region: 1-342 (113 amino acids)
Source: RefSeq, a predicted model, not a curated record
AUGCGCGUAAACAAGAUUGUUAGUUACAUACAUACGUAUGUGUUUAGGUGCCAACGUAUCUCCCUCCCGACAGAAUUUAUUAGAGAGCAUGAUCUUUGGUCACAACCUGUGGAGAUCAAGGCGAGUGUGGACUUGUCUAGUGUACAUGUCAGCUGUCCCGUCGAUUUCUUGCGCAAGUAUAUUGCAAUUAUUGGUGCGAGUCUCUAUAAGGCCACGAAAUUGAUAUCAAGUGGAGUUGGGAAGCAGCAGACGAGGUUGACCUUUGAGAGAAAGCCUCGAUUGUGGCUCGAUCUUGUCUUUCCAUUCCAGAUCGGCCGUUUUAUGCCGUCUACAUGGCUUUGA